Messenger RNA from Schistocerca americana (American grasshopper), 1199 nucleotides. Its product is annotated as RNA-binding protein 1-like. Bases 128 to 511 code for a protein of 127 amino acids. Gene Ontology annotation, cellular component: nuclear speck. Gene Ontology annotation, biological process: mRNA splicing, via spliceosome. Lineage: Eukaryota; Metazoa; Arthropoda; Insecta; Orthoptera; Acrididae. Gene Ontology annotation, molecular function: RNA binding. The record is from RefSeq and is a predicted model, not a curated record. The transcript has 5 exons.
AAUGACCACUUGCCAGAUAAUCGUUGGUUGUGUCGAGUUGGUAGUGGUGUGAGGUAGUACUGGUGUGCAUCCUAAUUUUUUUUUCUUUUUUUUGUGGGGAAGCGGCACUUACUGAAAAUUGUCGACCAUGUCAAGAUACCGUGAAUGGGACCUUUCGUGCAAAGUUUAUGUAGGUAAUUUAGGCAGCAGUGCUUCAAAAUAUGAAAUUGAGGCUGCCUUCAGCAAAUAUGGUCCUCUGAGAGAUGUCUGGGUUGCUAGGAAUCCACCUGGCUUUGCGUUUGUUGAAUUUGAAGAUCCAAGAGAUGCUGAAGAUGCAGUGAGAGGCCUCGAUGGCAUGAGGCUGUGUGGAACACGCGUGCGAGUUGAGAUGUCGACUGGACGUAGUCGACGAGGCGGUAGUUGGAGGGGUCGGUCAAGGUCUAGGUCUCCUCGAAGGCGUUCUUAUAGUCGGUCAAGAUCUCGAAGUCGUUCACCUAGGCGAUCGCGAUCACUUUCCAGGGACAGGAGGUGAACUGGCAGCGGUUCAAAUAACGAACUCCGUAAAGGUUGGAUUACUGUCAAAGAGCUGAUAGAGGUAGACAGGCUGAGGAUCCAAUAGUGCUUAUUGUAAAACUCAUUACAUGUUCAUUUAUGGUUUAGUUUUACACACAACAGAAGUGCUAACUGUUACCUAAAAAGUAUCUAGUAUGAUAUUUGUCAUUUUUGUUGUAUACUAAGUCCUGAUCUCUUUACAUGUGAAAGAAAAGUCUUUUAUUUGUUAUUGAUUCCACAGUUCCAUAUCUGUGGGUUAGCAUUGUUAUAAACUAGCAUUCCUUUCUACACUCUAAAGAGGUUUUUUUAAAACGUCUAUGUAAAGGCUUUUUGAAUGUCGUACAAAUAAAAUCAUUUGUAUGCUAAUACUUCUCUUUUGAAGAAUGCACGUUCUAUUUCUUUAUAAGCAGUUAUGAUUUUAUGCAACAUAAUUUUGUAUUGUAUAUUGUAUGUAGUGGCAUGAAUUUUGCUCUAGUGCUGAAUUAAGUUAUACUUUAAUGCCCUUACAGUGCAUAUUUAUAUCAACACUGCUGUGUAGUAAUUAUUAAAUACGUAGAUUAUAGUAUAUUACCAUAAGUGUCUAACUAUGAGUUGAUUUAAGUAUAGUAUGGUAUUUGUUAUAUACUUGUUUUAAAUGUGACUUAGUUAAUAAAUAUUUUUAAAAAUCA